Molecule: messenger RNA, 1328 nt
Organism: Drosophila willistoni
Lineage: Eukaryota; Metazoa; Arthropoda; Insecta; Diptera; Drosophilidae
Product: voltage-dependent anion-selective channel
Exons: 3
Coding region: 95-1090 (331 amino acids)
Biological process (GO): monoatomic anion transmembrane transport
Cellular component (GO): mitochondrial outer membrane
Molecular function (GO): voltage-gated monoatomic anion channel activity
Source: RefSeq, a predicted model, not a curated record
AGUUUAGUUAGCAUAUUUAUUAUAUUAGUAUCAAAAGUUCUCGCCUUUUUGGUUUUGUUCAAAUUCGAUUUUAUAUUGAUAUACACUCAUAAAAAUGCGCCGAAGGACUUUGUCUAGCGUGUUUCAACGUCGAAAACGACAGCAAUCCGGUGCCGCUGAGGAAGCCAAUGAAGAGGAAGAUGAGCAAGUUGCUUCUGGGUCUGAAGAAGACACUGAACUAAUGCCACCGCCACCAUUAGAGGGUCAAAUGGGCUCUUAUUUUAAUGUUGGCGGAUGGGCCAAGGAAUGCCUGAUAAGAGGCUAUAAAUAUGGAGUUUUUCAUAUGCAAUGCGGCACUACGACAGACAAUGAUGUUGGACUCACUACAUUCGGUUCAGCGUAUCCCGAUUUUAAAAAUGUUUUCGGUGGUGUUGAGAUUCGCAAACAAUUCGGUCCGUAUCAUUUGUCCCAUAAUUGGCUAAGCAAUAACGAAUGGCUAUCAGAAGCGGGAGUAGAUACCCCGCUGGCUGGAGGCAUAUUUUCUGCCCUAAUAAGGACAGCGUAUUCAAAGCACGAAAAUUUUGAAAUUAAAGCAAAAGUAAAAGCGGGCUACGAACUCUCCCCCGUUAAAACGGAAUUCGUUCUUCCGGUUGUAAAUGAGCCCAAGGUUAUGGGCUAUUUUGUUGUUGCUCCCGCUACGAAUUGGUUAUUGGGAUAUCGCGCAGUGUAUAAUCUGGAGGAGAAAGGAUUCGAUAAACAUGCAUUUUGUUUGGGCUACGACGAUGGUAGCUCCGAAAUCGGCCUUAAAUUGGAGAAUUUCCAAGAUGUUCGAGGAUCUGUAUUCCAAAGGUUAGGCGAACGAUUUGCUGUUGCCUUAAAAAUGAAUCUGUAUGGCGGUGGUGAGACAAGAAGAAUCGCUUUUGGCGGUCAGUAUAUGCUCGACAGCGGCUCAUUGGUUAAAGCCAAGGUCAGAGAGGAUGGCAAUAUAGGUUUCGUGUAUCAAUCGAAAUUAAACGACAAUAUGGAAAUAAAUUAUCAUUUCGGUUUUGAGGGCAAAUCGCCAAUCGACGGUGAUCAUAAAAUUGGCGUAGCCUGGAUUCUAAAUUCUUAGUCCUCUUCAGCACUUGAAUUGAUUUAUUUUUCGCGUUAUCAGUUUUAAUAAUAUAAAAAUCUAAAAUCUAAAUUUCGGUUCAGUAAAUAUAAUACUAAACAAUCAAGGUAAAAAAAUAAGGGUUUAGAGUCAAGAUUUUGCAGUUAUUACAGGUUAAAAGUCCUGUUCUAUCAAUCAAGAAAUAUUGUAAACCAAACAGUAUUUUCGUUUGUAGAGUAAAACAAAUGUUUAAAAAGCG